AUGCUCACUGCAAACUCGGUGUCGCGCCUCACUAUGAUCACUGCAAUGGUGAUCGCGGCUUUGGUCGCAUGCGUUUCCAUAGCCCUGCCGCGAACGUCGUUCGCCCAGAGUACGGCGACCGAGGCGGAGCGCGAUUUCAUCGAACGGCAAAUGCGCGAACUCGCCGAGAGUACCGAGGUAAUCGCCAAGACCGACGAUGGCGAACGAGUGGCUCAACUCGUGGAGCAUCCGAUCUUUCGCUACUCCGAUCAGCCUCGCGACAUUUACAAUGCCACACUGUGGGCAUGGCAGCUCGACGGUCGCCCGGUGGUGCUGCAAAAGAUCGAGGCGGGGAUCGAUCACAACGACAAUACCACUCCGCGGUGGACGCACUGCCUCACGUCGUUCAGCGAACAUCGGGUCGAUGUCAAUUGGGAUGGCGGGCGGCGGUAUCAGUCACGCAAGCCGGGAAUUGAAUAUCGGAAGAUCGACAAUGGCCCUGUUCCCUCCGAUCGCUUGUUUGUUCGCCGCCGGCAAAUGAAGCAGCUCGCGUCACGCUUCGCGGCGACGAUCACGAUCGACCCGUCGACUGGAAAAGUGCAAGAGAUGCGCCCCCUCACGACUCCGCUCAUGGAGUACACCGUCAGCAGCGACGCGCCGGCCGAUGGCAAGCCGCCGCUGCCAACCGGUGCGGUAUUCGCACUGGCCGCCAACGGUACCAACCCCGACGCAUAUCUGGUGAUCGAUCUGCACGAGCCGCGUGCCGGCGCAGCCACUUGGCAUUACGGUGCGGCACGGAUGACCAUUUGCGGGUUGGAUCUCCGGCUCGACAAGCAGACCGUGUGGAGCGUGCCGUUCGUGGAACCGGUGCCAACGCCGUUUGAGAAUUGGACGUUCUACUACUCGGUUCGCGACUUGCAACCAAAAUAA
This is a messenger RNA of Cladocopium goreaui, 909 nucleotides long. The record is from the annotation of a GenBank genome assembly. Lineage: Eukaryota; Dinophyceae; Suessiales; Symbiodiniaceae.